Molecule: messenger RNA, 5978 nt
Organism: Micropterus salmoides (largemouth bass)
Lineage: Eukaryota; Metazoa; Chordata; Actinopteri; Centrarchiformes; Centrarchidae
Gene: edar
Product: ectodysplasin A receptor
Exons: 13
Coding region: 1366-3210 (614 amino acids)
Biological process (GO): positive regulation of canonical NF-kappaB signal transduction; positive regulation of JNK cascade
Cellular component (GO): plasma membrane
Molecular function (GO): signaling receptor activity
Source: RefSeq, a predicted model, not a curated record
AACGCAUUGGAUGCACUGCAUAGCAAGUAAACAAGGCUCUCCAUUCCUCUCCCAUUGAGUUUGGAUUAUGACACCUCACACAGCCUGUGGGCAACUGGGCUUCACCAGGACUAUGGCAACAACAGUAUCACAGACAGUCAAGAAGCCCCUGGAUUGACAUCAAUGAGCCUCUGCAGAGACGGAGAGAAGAAAGAGAGAGGAGGAUGGAAAAAGAGAGAAGGAGACUGACUGAGAGAGGGGCAGAGAAAAAUAAGGAAUAAAGGCAGAGUGACCAAGAGAGAGAAAGAAUAUAGAGAUAAUGAGAAAAUUAAAAAAUAAGGACAGAAGGAAAGACAGAGACAGAGAGGGAGAGUAAGUAAUUACAGGACUCCCGGUGUUUUCAAAGCCCCUCUUUUAUCUCACCCUUCCUGUGGCUGGGAAAAGGAGAAGCAGCGGAAAGGGGGAGGAGGAGAGGAAGACUAAAGUCCAAGCUUUAGUCCAACGCAGACAACAGGCACCAGUCAUCCACAUCACACAAAAACAGACACACUCAAAAUAAUUUAUAGCUUCUGUUUCAAAGACAUUUUAUCAUCUGAAAUAAGGUGUUUGUGUGUAUGGGGUGGGCUUCAUGUAAGGUCCUUUAAUGGUGAUAGUUAGAUAGAACUUUUCUCUGUCCACCUAAAAACAUUGUGAUUAUUAUUUAUAAAUGUUCCAUGUCUGCUUAUAUGUUGUGCGGCAUACUGAGUGUUUUCACUGUACCAAAAACACAUUGCACCAACCUUGGUUGUGUGGCCAUUAAAGUGAAGUGAAAAAGUAGUAGUAUUAAUAGUAUUAGUUGAAAUUGUAGUGGGAGUGGUGGUAAUGUAAAUAGAAGUAGAGUUAGUCAUAGUGGCAAUAUCAGUAGUAUUCUGUAAGCAAUAGCAAUACCAGUAAUAGUUAUGGUAGCUGUAAUUGUAUAAGUUAAAGUUUAUUGUCAUUAUCAUAUGCAUUACAAACAGUAAAUUCAUUCAUUCACAACUGAACCAAAAGAACAAACAAUUUAGAAGAUGUCAUUUUGGACAUGUCCAACUAUUUGCUAUUGUCCAACAAUUCAUUGAUUCAUUGUAAAAAUAACUGACAGAUGAACUGAUAAUGAAAAUAGUAUAAAAAUAGUUAGCUACAGCCCUACUGUAACAUGCAUGUAAGGCUGUAUGUAAACACACACACAUGCAUAUGCGCAUAUUCCCGAGAGUAUGGGAACAGCAAUAUAUAAAAGAAUAGGAAAAAACACAGCAGUGGUUGUGAAAGUUAAAGCUGUAUUAGUGAAUGCACGUUUAGCCACUUUCAUGGUGCUGCCACUACAUGCCUGUGAACACUAGAUGGCGGGGUUGAGUCGUGGCCUGCAGCAUGUUAAUUGUCUAUUUGUCUACCUGGAACACGUUAAUCUGUUUCUCAUUCAGGGCGGAGAAAACUUCUCACUUUUUUCACAUCAAGGAGGAGCUUGCAGACACACCGACAUGCGCCAAAGUGGAGGCUGAGACACAACUUGCAGUAAAAACUCGCAGACAGCUAGUCCCUCGGCGAUGCUUAUCCGACACCACGCUAGAGAUUGAUCACCGAUCACCAGGACUGAUCGCCCGCCAGCCGAUCCCGCAGUGCAGCGGAGAAACCAGACCAGCGUGCCCCCUCUCUGAGCUCCAGGAAGAAGACGCAGACAUGUCAGAGAGGAGAGAUCAGAAGAAGUCCGUCUUUCUUUCCUCAUUAUUAGUGUGUUGUAUGUUUGCUAGUGCGGAGUAUUCCAGCUGUGGAGAGUACGAAUUCUUCAACCAGACCAGUAACAGUUGCCAGGCCUGCCCUCAGUGCCAGCCAGGACAGGAGCCGCAUAUGACCUGUGGCUACGGUGUGAAGGAUGAAGACUUCACCUGUGUGCCGUGCCAACAGGGGAAAUAUUCCAAGGGGAAGUAUGAGAUCUGCAGACGGCAUAAAGACUGUGACGCCCUCUACAAAGCCACUGUUCGUGUAGCGGGAACCUCUGACAGCGACGCAGAGUGUGGACCCUGUUUACCAGGGUAUUACAUGCUGGAAAACAGACCCAACAACAUCUAUGGAAUGGUUUGCCACUCUUGCCAGAAUGCACCACGCAAUACCAAAGAAUGUGGGCCAACAGAAAAACCUCAAAUUAACCCUGGCAGCACUACUGUGUUCCCUAAUCCACAUAAAGAUUCCACCGGACAAGGUCACCUUGCAACUGCUCUCAUUAUCGCCAUGUCAACCAUUUUCAUCAUGGCCAUCGCCAUCGUCCUCAUCAUCAUGUUUUACAUCCUGAAGGCCAAACCGAGUGGCCAUGCUUGUUGUUCAGGGCAAGUUGUGAAGGCAGUAGAAGCUCAGACCAACAAACAGGAAGACAAGAAAGAUGUCCCUGACAAUGUGGUGAUCUACUCAGAGAAAGACGAGUUUGACAAACUAAAAGCGCCACCUCAGAAGACGGUGAAAAGUGAAAAUGACGCGUCAUCAGAAAACGAGCAGCUGUUGAGCCGUAGCAUUGACAGUGAUGAGGAGGCGACGUCUGAAAAGCAAGGGUCAGCCGAGACCAACAACCCCAACCUGUGCCUUGUCAACCUGGGGAACAAACCCGACCUCUCCCUGCUCUCUCUGGGCCUCUUGGACCGCGACAGAGCCUGCAAUGGGAGCCCCAACAUUGCAGCCUGCCAGGCCAAUAACAUCCCAAGUCCCAACCACAUCGGCAAUGUCAACCAUAUCAACAGUGUGAAUGCAAUCAACAACAACAAUAAAACCCCUGGGAUGCUACAGAGCCGAAGGAAAAAGAUCCUGGAUCUGUACACCAGAGCCUGCAAUGUGACAGAGGGCCUGAGUCCAACAGAGCUUCCCUUCGACUGUCUGGAGAAGGCCAGCCGCAUGCUGAGCUCCUCCUACAGCAGUGAGGCGGCUGUGGUGAAGACAUGGAGGCAUCUGGCCGAGAGCUUUGGGCUGAAGCGCGACGAGAUCGGUGGCAUGAGCGACGGCCUGCAGCUCUUUGAGAGAGUGAGCACGGCGGGCUAUAGCAUCCCCGACCUCCUGACCCGCCUGGUACAGAUCGAGAGGCUGGACGCUGUUGAGUCACUCUGCUCGGAUGUGCUGGGCAGUAGUGAGAUGUCGGCAGCAGCCGGACGGCAGGGCAUCAGCAGUUUUCACAGCCAGCUGGUCUGUCCACCGCAGUGCUCAUCUCCAUCCCAGCGCUGUGCUAGUGUCUAAAUAUGCAGUGGCGCAGAGACUGAGGACAGCACAUAUACAGUAUACACCUUACCCCAUCACAUGAAGAAUGUCAGUGGACCUCCCUGUGCACAAUCCUUUUUUCUGAUUAUGGGUUGCCAAUUUUAAGAAUCUAGUAAUACCUUAUAUGGCCUUAAUGUUCUCUUUCUGUAGUGCUACAGAGUUUGAGAAAGACAAAAAUCAAAGAUUACUCUCUAGUAUGCUAAUUCAGAUAUUUUCUCCUCUGACAAAGACUAAACCAAACUAGUUUUCUUUUUAUUAGAUUUUUGUCUUUCUAAAAUUUUAGCAAACAAUACGUAGGUUAACUGUGCGCUGGACGUAACACUUUUCUCAAAACUAACAAACAACGUUUUGUAUGCUGUUUACAAAAUCCCACAAAUGGUGUGUUGAUGGAAAUGGUCCCUGAGCAGCUCCUCUGCAGAAGUGUUUCUUGGCCAUCUGUCCUUCUAGUUCAAAGUAUAGAACUCUCUCUUCUACUGCCCCCCUCACUCCUGUGCACGAGCGCUGACGCCACCUGAUUGGUGGAACAAUGUUGUGGGGAAAGUCUGCACCACUUUUUAUCUUUUUCAGUUACAGAGCCAUGGCUUUGUAGGAAAACCAGGUUUUUUCAGAGCACACAUAAAACGGAGGGCUAGCAAACUGUGACGAAAUAUUCGCUGAAUUAAUCAAAAAGUGUAUUGGACUACAAUCACUUUUUAUCCCUUUAAGUGCCUUUCUUGUAGGAAUACCAGUACAAGUGCAUUGUAAGUGGAAGGAAUUAGGAUCCCUUCUUAGCUGUCCUUUCAGUGAACCUUCUUAUCAGGACCAAAAUCAUUUGGUUAAACCCGCAGCUGACAGAAUUAGAUGUUUGUUUCCAUAUAAAGAAAGUAACCUGGUUUGACUGCAGCAUCGGUUAACAUUCAUAACUGCGCCUAUGGCUGUGUUGUCAUCAUAAAGGAAAGACAGUAGAUAUGAACUUCCCUUAUUCAAAAUAAAAUCAUUAUGCCCAGCUGGAAAUGCUAAAACAUCCAUCAAAUAGACCUUCAUCUGGUAAAAUUGUGAACUUGCAUUUGGGGAUACCCUGGUGUCUUGUCAUGUCAUGUCACCAGCAUACACACAACUGUAGUCAACAUUACAGAACAGUAUUUUAAUUUUUAAAGAAUUACCUACAUACAUUAUGUUGGUAUUUUUAACUGAAUGCUUAAAACUGCCUAUGUAAAUCAAUUGACUUAAACCUAUUUAAGUCAAUUUAGGGUUGAUUCUGCAAUGUUGUUUAUUUAGUACUACUCGGCUCUAUUAAUUGAUUUCCAUAUGUGUGUUAAGAGUGGAAACAAUUGUACUUCACCAAUAGAUAAAGUGUGUCUUCUGCUUAAACACACAUGUAAAUCCACUUCCCCAACAUAUUUUCUUACUGCAACUACUUCCUCAGCAGUGACCCAGUAUGUGACCCUCCCCAUAAUUCUUCCUCUCCCCGCUUAUUCCCCUUUUACCCCAAUGCUGCGGUCUAGUGCUGCCGCCAGCCCUAAUUAUUUGGCGUGUGGCUCCCUGGGCCCCUAAUAGGCUGAAGUGUUGUGGUUUACAGAGCGGGUGCAAAGUGCCUGUGAUUUCCAGCACCCAAUUAAGCAUUUAGGGCCACUUAACCACUGAAAGCCCAGUGGAAAAGCUGUAAAACCCUGCAUUAAAAAGAGAGAUGCCACGGCAGAGGCAUGACUAACUGCCCCUGGGGUAGCUGCACUGUGAACGAUGCAAGAAUGCAGCCGGUCGUGGUGGAAGCAGUGCUACGGUCAUCCUAUAACGUCUGACCUUACUCAGCUUUUGUGGUCGGCUCAGUCAUGCUCAGACAGGAUUUAAGCUCCCCACUCCCCUAUGGGACCAAUAUGGCAAAUGAGAACAAUAUGCAGGUUGUGAGGGUUGUCCUUUUCUGAAAAGCAUCUGAAGCUGGUUAAGUGUUGUACGUACAGAGACCGAGGGUGGCUCUGAUAAGCAUCAAGUUAAACUUUGGGAAGAGCAUUACGUUAAUGCUCAUAAAAGAUACGAUACUGCCAGUCAACGUCCUGCUUUCUCUAGCAGUUAAGCUUCAAAACUCAGCAGUAAGCUCCAAAGGCCAACUUUGACAAGCAAUGCCAAGACUUGCUUUGAUCUAAUUUCUUGGGAAUGGGACUGAUCUUUAUCUCAUGUCUGAUGUUGUCAGUAUAAUGUCCCAUGACUGUUCUGCACAAAAUCAAACACAUCAUCGCUGCCAAGUUCUUUCUCUACUGCUUUUUUUUUUCGUUCAUUUUUUACAGUGCAAACUCUGGGGCUGGACUCCAGCACUUUAAAUUAAUUAAUGUGCAUGUUUAUCAAGCAUGUGUUCAUAUUUUUUGUUCUUUAAUGUCUCCUGUCAAGGCAAAUAACAAGCUCCCAUUUGAAUAUACUGCCUUCUUAGAGCAGGGUUGUCUUCAUCAAAUCAAAUUAAAUUGAAAACAGGUUUCACUAGUUAUUUUUUAUGAUGUUUUAUGCUGUUGAACUAUUGUAAAUAAUCUAAUUUGGUGGAUUGAACUGAAAUGGACUCAAGCCCUGUUUUCAGACAGGCAAAAAACUUGUGUGACAUAUAUUACGCUGAUAGGAUGAUAUACAGAAGCCAAAACGGAUUACUUACCUCAGUAUUACACUCAAAGAACACAGUAGAACAUGUAGAAACACACACACUCAUCACAGAACCAAAGUAUAACUGUAUAUAUAACUUAUUAUUGUACAUAAUGUAUACAUUAAUAAAGAUGUAUGGAAAAAAU